This is a messenger RNA of Egretta garzetta (little egret), 1763 nucleotides long. RefSeq names its product calcium/calmodulin dependent protein kinase kinase 1 (gene CAMKK1). Bases 102 to 1763 code for a protein of 553 amino acids. The record is from RefSeq and is a predicted model, not a curated record. Gene Ontology annotation, biological process: protein phosphorylation; activation of protein kinase activity; CAMKK-AMPK signaling cascade. NCBI's taxonomy places the organism in Eukaryota, Metazoa, Chordata, Aves, Pelecaniformes, Ardeidae. The transcript is spliced from 16 exons. Gene Ontology annotation, molecular function: ATP binding; protein kinase activity.
GUAUUUCAUGGAGGGAUUCCUUCAUGCCACAUGCUGUUUGUGAGUGCUAGCAUUGCAGCUCUUCGCAGUGCCAUCUGAGACCAUACGAGCUGGACACAGUGAUGGGGGACUCUCCAACAAAUGCUAUGGAUGGAGGCAUAGACACAUGCUACAAAGACACACAGACUGAACUGGCAGAGCGGGUAGCAGCCAUAGAUGUGGCUGUUGGCCCAGACAGAAGUGACCAAAAUGGUGAAGACAACACUGAAGAAAAUGACACAGUCUUUUCUGAUAAUGUAAAAGACAUCCAAAGAAAUGGAGUCAACAGUGAUGUGGGAAUGAAUGAACUUCUGCCUUCCCAACGGUCAGAAGAUGCUCGCUGGAGGCAUGUUCCCAAGAGACCUCUCACUAGACCUGUCCUAUCAAGUAGGAAGUUGUCUCUUCAGGAAAGAUCAUCAGGAGGUUAUUUGGCUUCUAGCAACACUCCAGGUUAUGGUCCUUAUGCCACAGGGCCAUCACCACGUAUAAUGAGGAGACCAACGAUAGAGUCCAAUCGCGUCUCCAUAUCGGAUUCUGAGGACUGCGUGCAAUUAAACCAGUACAAGCUGCAGAGUGAAAUAGGCAAGGGUUCCUAUGGUGUUGUGAAACUGGCCUACAAUGAGAACGAUGACAAGUAUUAUGCUAUGAAAGUCCUCUCCAAAAAGAAGCUCUUGAAGCAGUAUGGAUUUCCACGUCGGCCUCCUCCCCGAGGGUCAAAAGCAUCCUCCGGAGAGCAGCCAAAACCCAUGGCACCACUGGACAGAAUCUAUCAGGAAAUAGCCAUCUUAAAGAAACUGGAUCAUGUCAACAUUGUUAAGCUGAUAGAGGUCCUUGAUGAUCCUGCAGAGGACAACUUGUACAUGGUGUUUGACCUCCUAAGGAAAGGGCCUGUCAUGGAGGUACCAAGUGACCAUCCCUUCAGCGAGGAGCAGGCUCGGCUCUACUUCAGAGACAUUGUCUUGGGCAUCGAGUACUUGCACUACCAAAAGAUCAUUCACCGUGACAUCAAGCCUUCCAACUUACUCUUAGGAGAUGAUGGGCACGUCAAAAUUGCUGAUUUUGGAGUCAGCAAUCAGUUUGAAGGGAAUGAUGCCCAGCUUUCCAGCACGGCAGGGACACCAGCCUUCAUGGCACCAGAGGCCAUUUCAGACACCGGCAAAAGUUUCAGUGGGAAGGCGCUUGAUGUGUGGGCCAUGGGAAUUACCCUGUACUGCUUUGUUUACGGGAAGUGCCCUUUUAUAGAUGAAUAUAUUCUGGGUCUUCAUAACAGGAUCAAGAACAAGCCUGUAGAGUUCCCAGAAGAAGCACAGAUAAGUGAAGAGCUCAAGGAACUGAUCCUACGCAUGCUCGAUAAAAAUCCCGAAACAAGGAUAACCGUCCCUGAAAUUAAGGUGCAUCCGUGGCUAACCAAGGGCGGCGAGGAACCCCUGCCCCUAGAGGAAGAGCACUGUACUGUGGUGGAGGUGACAGAGGAGGAGGUGAAGAACUCGGUGAAGACGAUCCCAAGUUUGCCAGCUGUGAUCCUAGUGAAGGCCAUGCUAAGAAAACGCUCCUUUGGAAAUCCAUUUGAGGCUCAGACCAGGCGGGAGGAGAGAUCCAUGUCUGCUCCAGGGAAUUUGUUGAUGGACAGACUCCUCUUAAACACAUCUGUAUAUUUGCAUCCAUCUUUAAGAAAACAAGGGAGCAGAGAAGGAGGCAGGGACCCAGAGCUGCCCGAUGUGUGUGAAGACGAAGCUACAUCCUGA